AUGUCUCUUCCAUCAGGCGAAGUUCAACAGUUUUUCACAGAACGUCAGCAACAACAACAGAACAAUGCAAUACCUGAAGAGAUUUUAACCUCAAUUUCAAGAAUUGGUCAAGAACAGAUCAACCGAGAUCAAGCCUAUGCUAUUCAGGCAAUUCGUUUAUCACUUAAAUCCAAAUCUUCUUAUGAUGUUUUGCCAGUUUCGUUUAGAUUGAUAGUUUUAGAUACAUCAUUGAGUGUUAAAAGAGCAUUGAAUAUAUUAUUGCAAAAUUCUAUAGUUUCAGCACCACUAUGGAAUAGCAAGACAUCAAGAUUUGCAGGGUUAUUAACCUCAGCAGAUUUUAUUAAUGUUAUUCAAUAUUUCCAUAGAAACCCUGAGCAAGAUCAACGUCAUAAUUUAGAUCGAUUAACACUAGACAGUUUAAGAGAAAUUGAGAAGGCAAUUGGGGUUGAACCAAUUGAAAAAAUAUCCACACCACCAUUCAGCUCAAUUUUUUUGGCAUGCGAUCAAAUGUUAAAGACAAAAGCAAGAAGAAUUCCAUUAGUCGAUGAAGACAAAGCAACUCAUCGAGAGAUUAUUGUAUCAGUUUUAACACAGUAUCGUAUAUUAAAAUUUGUUGCAUUAAAUUGUAAAGAAACAAGAAUGUUGAUGAAACCGCUAAAGGAUAUCAAAUUUGAAAAGAAAUAUGAAGAACUAUCGGUAGCAAGGAUGCACACUCCAGUUAGAACUGUUAUAAAUUUACUAGCUACAAAGGGCAUAUCAUCAGUGCCUAUUGUUGAUGAGAAUUUUAAAUUGUUGAAUGUUUAUGAAGCGGUUGAUGUUUUAAGUUUAGUCAAAUCUGGAAUAAAUAAUCAAGAGCUAUAUUUAACGGUUGGACAAGCAUUGAUGAAAAGACCAGAUACAUUUGAGGGUGUUUACGUUUGUACAUUGAACGAUAAAUUAGCGACAAUCUUGGAGCUUAUUAAAACAUCUAAACUACAUAGGUUGUUUAUUGUUGAUGAGGAAGGAAAGUUGUUAGGGUUAUUAACUUUAAGUGACAUUUUAAGAUACAUUUUAUUUGGAGAGACAUGA
Ascoidea rubescens DSM 1968 is the source of this 1068-nucleotide messenger RNA. It is a transcript of the gene SNF4, whose product is annotated as AMP-activated serine/threonine-protein kinase regulatory subunit SNF4. The record is from RefSeq and is a predicted model, not a curated record. Bases 1 to 1068 code for a protein of 355 amino acids. Lineage: Eukaryota; Fungi; Ascomycota; Saccharomycetes; Ascoideales; Ascoideaceae. The transcript has a single exon.